This is a messenger RNA of Paraglomus brasilianum, 1044 nucleotides long. The record is from the annotation of a GenBank genome assembly. NCBI's taxonomy places the organism in Eukaryota, Fungi, Glomeromycota, Glomeromycetes, Paraglomerales, Paraglomeraceae.
AUGAGUUCUUUCUUGCCACACCUAGUUCUUCGUGAGAUACUUGAACAGCUUUAUUAUAGUGAAGGACUGAACAGUCUCAACGCGUGUGCCCUAGUUGAUAGACGCUGGUCGCAAGUAGCAAUACCUUUAAUAUGGCAAAACCCAUUCGGUUGGGACAAGCGCAAUCCCUUUGAUUUAUUCAUUCAAUUGCUCAAUCAAGAAUGCAAGAAUUCGAUUGACAUGCCGAUACUAUCGUCAUUAAUUUCACCAGUGCAUGACUAUCCUUGUUAUAUCCGAGAACUCGAUUACUGGGGUAUUAUGUUACAUUGUAGUGAGUGGUUGGAUAGAGUUGAUUCUAGAAUUGAUUAUGGUCGUAAACGACAUCUGAGGAAACAAAUUGUGUCUGCAAUGUUGAAGAUGUUCGUCGAUCAUGGCGCAUUGUUACAUAGUCUUACAAUUGUUAGUGCUGCAGCCUGUUCCUUGGACGAAGAUGAGAUCCUAAUUCUUUUUGAGCCAGAGAUUUGUCCAAUGCUUUCGAGAAUUAAUCAUUUUAUGGUGAUCGAAGAAUGUGUUAAGGAUAAGUUAUUUCGUCGAAUGGCAGAAGUAUGUCGGGAGCUGAAAUCAAUGAAUGUUUGGUUGACGCGUGCUAGUCAAGUAUCUCAAAAUGCGCUCGAAUCAAAAAAUUUGGCAAAACUAAUAAGAUCCCAGCAUCGGUUAGCAUACUUUCGAUUGUGGGGGGUGGAUAUCCCGCAUGAGGCGCAGACGGCUAUUUGCGCACUUUCAUCUCAAUCUCAAACUCUAAAACAGAUAGAGAUAAGUGGGUAUUCAUUUAUAAAUCCUGAGCCAUUUGCAAGCAUGGCUGCAUGCGUCAAUUUAGAGUCGCUGAAACUAAAUUGGUGUAAAGUCGAUAAGAUUGCAGAACCACCGCUAGUCGAGUCAAAUCUCCCUUGUCUAAAGCAUGUCGAGUUAGAUGGGAGAGUUCCGUUUCAGUUAAAAAUAUGGGCAAAUCAUAUAAAUGAUUUUUUAUAUUUUAUGCAGAAUGAUUAUGGUAUUAACGUAGGGUAA